AUGACUGAGUAUACACAACUGAUACCGCAAAACAUCGAUCUUGAAGAGGAUGAAACCAUAGAUACACCAAUCACUACAACUUCGGGCAGAACAACUUUAAUACCCAUGGAAGAUCCACCCCAUGGACGUCAUCUAGGGCUCUAUUCCACAAUAGUGCUAUUUGUUGGUAGAAUGAUAGGAUCAGGAAUAUUUGCUACACCAGGUGGGAUCUUUAAAGAUAUAAAUGGUGAUGUCUCAAUGUUUUUAAUUGUUUGGAUCAUUGGUGCUAGUAUAGCGAUGAGUGGUCUUAGUGUUUAUUUGGAAUUAGGAUCAUUAUUACCAAGAAGUGGUGCUACAAAAGUAUUUCUUGAAUAUUUAUUCCCAUGGCCAAAAUAUUAUGCUAGUUUUAUAUUUGGGAUUUUUAAUGUUUUAUUCAAUAUAUCAAGUGGUAAUGCAUUAAUCUUUGGUCAAUAUUCAAGAUAUGCUCUAGGAUUAGAAAAUGAUGAGAUUAAAGCUAGAAAUUUAGCUUUAGGAUUACUUGUUUUCACUCUCAUAGCGCAUGGUACAUCAAGAAGAUUGGGACUUUGGAUUCAAAAUUUCAUUGGAGGACUUAAACUAUUCCUUGUUGGAUUAAUGAUCCUUAUUACAUUUUACGUCAUUAUAAUACCAACUUCAAUUACUGGUAUUGAAAACAAUUUGAGAUCAGAUAUUCUUUUCAAAGCUCCUCAACUAGGUAAGCAUUCAUUAUCAAUAGUAUCAUCCGUUGUUUUAAGAACAAUCUAUUCAUUUGGUGGAUGGACUACUCCACAUAUGGUUCAAAAUGAAAUUAAGAAUCCAAUUCAAACUCUUAAAAUUGCAGCUCCUUUAUCGAUGCUCAUUGUUGUAUUGACAUACGUUUCAUUAAAUUUAUCAUACUUGAUAGUGAUUCCAUCAAAAGAAAUAUUGAAAAGUGGAGAGUUAAUAGGUGCAAUUCUAUUUGAAAAAUUAUUUGGACCUAUUUUAGGUCGUAAAAUCCUUUCAUCAAUCAUUGCAAUAAGUGCUGCUAGUAAUUUACUUGUUGUGGUAUAUGCAGACUCAUUAUUAAUUCAAUCUAUUGCACGUGAAGGAUUCUUACCAUUCUCCAAUAUAAUAUCAUCAAAUUAUCCAAAUGGUACACCAAUCUUAGCAUUAUUCAUAAAUGUAUCAAUUUCGAUUGGUGUCUUAUUCUUACCACAAAAUGGUGAUAUUUAUAAUUAUAUUGUUUCCAUGCAAGUUUAUCCAAAUCAAUUAUUCCAUGCUGUGUUGUGUAUUGGGAUUUAUAAAGCAAGACAUAGAUUUCCACAAAUCAAAGCACCUAUUAGAUCACCACAUAUUGCUGUGUUAUUCUGUUUUGUUUCAUCGGUGGUCAUAUUUGCUGCUCCUUUCAGUUCACCUUCAACUUUAGUUCAAUCUUAUUCAUUCGGUGGGAUUAUAUUAUUUGGAUUGGCUACUGUUUAUUGGUUUGUGAGGGUUAAGUUCUUACCUUGGUUAGGAGGUUAUAAAAUUGCUAGACAAAAUGUUUAUCUAGAUCAUGAUGGAUUGAGAAUCAAGAAAUGGACAAAAGUUUACAAAUGA
Hansenula ciferrii is the source of this 1572-nucleotide messenger RNA. RefSeq names its product Y+L amino acid transporter. Gene Ontology annotation, molecular function: L-amino acid transmembrane transporter activity. Bases 1 to 1572 code for a protein of 523 amino acids. Gene Ontology annotation, biological process: amino acid transmembrane transport. Gene Ontology annotation, cellular component: membrane. The transcript has a single exon. The record is from RefSeq and is a predicted model, not a curated record. Lineage: Eukaryota; Fungi; Ascomycota; Saccharomycetes; Phaffomycetales; Wickerhamomycetaceae.